UUGGAAAGACGAAAGUAAACGCGGAGACGAAAAGUCUCUGUUUCUAGAGGAAGAACAAAACCCUGUGCCCCUUCUGAACGAAGCUUUUCAGUUUAAAACGUUGUUUGAUUUUCUGGGGGAUCACUAGGGGCUUCGAUUCCGAGAAUGAAGAAGUUCAAGAGCAUGUUGAAGCCGAAGCCAAACCCAACAGAGCAACUGAAAGAUUGGCAGAGACGACUUCGCCAAGAGAGCCGCAACAUUGAGCGCCAAAUCAGAGAUCUUGAGAGAGAAGAGAAGGUGGUACAGAAAGCUAUUAGAGAAGCUGCAAAGAGAAAUGACAUGGGCUCAGCCAAGUCACUUGCAAGAGAGAUUCUGGGGUCGAGAAAAGCUGUAAAUCGCCUGCAGGAGAAUAAGGCGCAACUGAAUUCAAUAUCAAUGCACCUGGGAGAAAGUGUUGCACUUGCCCGCACUGUGGGUCAUCUAUCAAAGAGUACUGAGGUCAUGAAACUUGUUAAUGAUCUCACGAAAGCUCCAGAAAUGGCUGUCACAAUGCAACAAUUUACCAAAGAAAUCACCAAGGCUGGGUUGAUUGAAGAAUUUGUAAAUGAUGCUCUUGAUUCAACACUAGAUUCAGAAGAUAUAGAAGAGGAAACUGAGGAAGAAGUUGAGAAGGUUCUGAGUGAAAUAGCUGGUGAGACGGCUGCACAGCUUCCCGAAGCUGUCAGGAAGGAGAGGACCAAGUUACCUACCCAUGUAGCUAGUGCAUCACAAGAAGAAGAAGCUAUAACAGAGGGUUCAGAUGAUGAGGAGGAAUUGGAAGCAUUGAGAGUGCGGCUUGCUCAAGUCAGGUCGUAAAUGUUCAUGAUUUUUUUCCCCUUGUUUCAUUGGCAUUUGGAAGAUUGUACUUGUGCUUAUUCUGUAAAGGCUAUUAGUAGUGCAUGUAAACAUAUUAGUUUGAAUUCAAAUAUUCUUUAUGAACAGCUUAAUAAGUUUAAUUUAAUUCUCUUGUAAAAAAAAGCCUCAGGGAUAC
This is a messenger RNA of Argentina anserina (silverweed cinquefoil), 1009 nucleotides long. RefSeq names its product vacuolar protein sorting-associated protein 24 homolog 1-like. The transcript is spliced from 6 exons. Gene Ontology annotation, biological process: endosome transport via multivesicular body sorting pathway; late endosome to vacuole transport; protein transport. Gene Ontology annotation, cellular component: ESCRT III complex; multivesicular body. The record is from RefSeq and is a predicted model, not a curated record. Lineage: Eukaryota; Viridiplantae; Streptophyta; Magnoliopsida; Rosales; Rosaceae. The coding region runs from base 145 to 834 and encodes 229 amino acids.